Messenger RNA from Laccaria bicolor S238N-H82, 447 nucleotides. RefSeq lists its product as uncharacterized. The transcript is spliced from 5 exons. The record is from RefSeq and is a predicted model, not a curated record. Bases 1 to 447 code for a protein of 148 amino acids. NCBI's taxonomy places the organism in Eukaryota, Fungi, Basidiomycota, Agaricomycetes, Agaricales, Hydnangiaceae.
AUGUGUCCUGGUCAGUCCACCGACUCACUCCGCCCUCUGACCGAAGUCCAUUCACUCAUGAACACCCCAGACUGCCUCCAACCAAGCUCCUCCAGCUCCAGGCCCAGCGCCAGACCAGCCUCAGACAAUGUUCUGGCCAACACACCAAGCAUUGUUAUGGGACAGAGAUGGCUUGGUAACGGCAACAUAUUUACCGACACUGACAGCCAGCCUGUCAGCCCCAGCCAAAUGGUUAUUGAAUCCCGCAACGUGGUGGAGACGGUGAAGGACUAUUACUAUGUGGUCUUCAAAGGCAGGGGUGCAGUUGGUGUUUUUUGGAGCCUGGAGGCUGCAGACCUUGUCUGUGUGAGCGUUCCCAAUGCGUUCCGGAGAAAAUAUACCACCCAAAGUGCUGCUUUUGAGGUGUUAGCCCAUGCAGAGUGCACCAACACCAUUGCGUGGCUGUAG